Mugil cephalus (flathead mullet) is the source of this 1250-nucleotide messenger RNA. Its product is annotated as coenzyme Q-binding protein COQ10 homolog, mitochondrial. Lineage: Eukaryota; Metazoa; Chordata; Actinopteri; Mugiliformes; Mugilidae. Gene Ontology annotation, biological process: cellular respiration; ubiquinone biosynthetic process. The record is from RefSeq and is a predicted model, not a curated record. Gene Ontology annotation, cellular component: mitochondrion. Gene Ontology annotation, molecular function: ubiquinone binding. The transcript has 5 exons. The coding region runs from base 97 to 801 and encodes 234 amino acids.
CAUUCAUGAGGCAGAGCGAAGCCGGGCUGCAGCAGGUGUGCCGAAUUCACGGACGUCUCCAGAGAGCCCAAGAAGUUUUUUAUCACAGACUCCAGAAUGAGCGGCAAAAAGACUUCUCUGCUCCUGAAAGCGCUCUUGGAGAUGUCUGAAGCCCACUCCUCAAAGGUUGCGCGGGGAAACACCAAGAAAGCAAACUUCAGACACUUGGAUUCUUGUGGCAUCCUGGCAACAAGGAGGGCUAGCCUCCAGCUCUGCCCCGCCAUCCCCAUUAGGACACCCAGCCGCAGCUUCAUCAACCUGGCCGCUCCCAUCAGCACCCGCAGGAUGGAGUACACCGAGUGCCGGACAUUAAGGUACACUCCAGAGCAGAUGUACAAUGUGGUUGCCAGUGUGGACCAGUACCAGCACUUUGUUCCUUGGUGCAAGAAGUCUCGGGUCAUGAAGGGACGAAACGGCGACGUUCUGGCGGAGCUCGAAAUAGGUUUUCCUCCCAUCGUUGAGCGAUACACCUCGGAGCUUACCAUUAUUCCAAACCACCAAAUCAGAGCCGUGUGUACUGACGGGUCUCUCUUCAGUCAUCUUGAAACACUGUGGAGGUUCGCACCUGGACCCAAAGAUGCACCAGACUCCUGCAAAGUGGAUUUUUAUGUGUCAUUUGAGUUCAGGUCUCUCCUGCACUCUCAGCUCGCAAGCGUCUUCUUUGACGAAGUGGUCAAACAGAUGGUCAGUGCCUUCGAGUCUCAGGCAGCAAAACUUUACAGGAACCAGCGGGAGGCCUCAUUGAGGAGGCGGUCCACAUGAGACAACAAUUUUGACCCCGAGCGUCCACUUGGACCUUAAACCAGGGCCUGCCAGCCAGCUGAUUUUACCUGCAAUCAACAUAUGGCUUCCACAGAGGACUGGACCUUCUUUUUCUAUUCUCCAUUGUCUUACUCUUGAGUUGUCGUGCACAUGGAAUAUACUUAGAACUAUUUAUUUAUAAAAACACCAUCUCAUUUAUUAAUUUAUUAACUUUAAUGUACAUGUUAUGUUUGGAGAGAAACACACUAAUUGUUUUGAAUACUGAUGUGGAACACUAAUGAUCUCUUAGUACAACUGUGGGAUAGUACGCUGAUGAGUGACUCCAGCUCCAGCUUUUCUUAUCCAUCAUUUUCCAUCAGCGGAAUUAAAAAGCUGUUGUAUUUUAGUACACCUACUGCAAUGUGUCAUUUGUAUGAUCUUAUUUUGUUAAAUAAAUAUUUUUAUUUCUU